UUGUCACGAGCAAGAACAUCUAGAGCAACAGAGCAUUUACGAAAGGUGCAUCGAAUCUCGUCGAAGAAAACGGCGGCUGCAGUUGAAGGGAAACGAAAGCGAGAUGAGACGGUUGAACGGCUGCUCUCGUCGAAUUUGUGUCGAACAAACCCUCAACGCCUUCAUUUGAUGCUGGAAACCCUUCGCCUCGUGAACAAUAACUUGCCUUUCUGUAGCGGCGAGUACGAAGAAUCCCGAGUAAUUCGGCAGGUGGUGGUGAGAGAAGAGAUUCAGACUACGAUAAAUGCAGAGGGAAUUGCGAAGGCAAUUGUCGAGCUCUACAGCUCGACCAAAGCCGAGUUAAUUGACUUCUUAGAACGUAAUCGCUCCGAUUGCGCGAAUUUUGUGAUCAUGACAGACUUU
Molecule: messenger RNA, 402 nt
Organism: Phytophthora sojae
Lineage: Eukaryota; Oomycota; Peronosporomycetes; Peronosporales; Peronosporaceae
Exons: 1
Source: RefSeq, a predicted model, not a curated record